Anthostomella pinea is the source of this 2712-nucleotide messenger RNA. The record is from the annotation of a GenBank genome assembly. Lineage: Eukaryota; Fungi; Ascomycota; Sordariomycetes; Xylariales; Xylariaceae.
AUGAAGACCGACUUCAAGUUUUCCAAUCUGCUUGGGACUGUCUACUGCCAGGGCAACCUCUUGUUCAGUCCUGAUGGCACAUGUCUAUUCUCCCCUGUAGGCAACAGGGUGUCUGUCUUCAACCUCGUCGACAAUACAUCACAUACCCUUCCGUUCGCGCAUCGAAAGAACAUCUCGAGGAUAGGUCUGACCCCGCGGGGUAACCUAUUGCUCUCAGUCGACGAUGAGGGCCACGCCAUUCUGACCAAUGUCCACCGCCGAAUAUCCAUAUACCACUUCUCCUUCCGGUCACCGGUUACAGCGCUUGCAUUCUCUCCGUCCGGGCGUCAUUUUGCCGUAGGGCUUGGCCGAAAGACGGAAGUAUGGCACGUCCCCUCGACGCCCGACUCGAGUGCCCAGGGCGAACUUGAGUUUGCGCCCUUUGUUCGCCAUCAUACACACAUGGGCCACUUCGACGACGUCCGGCAUAUUGAAUGGUCAAACGAUUCUCGCUUUUUCCUGACUGCUUCCAAAGACCUGACAACACGGAUCUGGAGUGUCGAUGCCGAGGAAGGAUUUAUUCCCACAGUUCUGUCAGGCCACAAACAGGCUGUUGUCGGAGCUUGGUUCUCAAACAACCAGGAGACUAUAUACACAGUCAGCAAGGAUGGUGCCGUCUUCGACUGGCAAUAUACUCGACACCCCAAUGCACCAUCUAGAGACGAGGACGAGGACAUGGGAGACGCAGACGACGAAGACAUGCGCUGGAGGAUCGUCCGGAGACACUACUUCAUGCAGGGCAGUGCCCAUGUGCGGUGUGCUUCGUUCCAUCCUCAAUCUAACCUCCUUGUUACUGGAUUCUCUAAUGGCAUCUUUGGCCUAUAUGAGAUGCCCGAUUUCAACGCUAUCCAUACUCUCAGCAUCUCGCAAAACGAUAUAGACUUCGUUACUGUGAAUAAAACCGGAGAGUGGCUUGCUUUCGGUGCUUCCAAGCUUGGACAGCUUCUGGUAUGGGAGUGGCAGUCCGAGUCCUAUAUCCUUAAACAACAAGGUCAUUUCGAUUCCAUGAACGACCUCGUCUACUCCCCAGAUGGCAAACGUAUCAUCACGACAGCAAAUAACAAGAUCAAGGUGUGGGACGUUGACUCGGGUUUCUGCAUCGUGACCUUCACAGAGCACACAGGAGAUGUCACUGCCUGCGAGUUCGCCAAAAAGGGGAACGUCUUAUUUACUUCGAGUCUGGACGGUUCUAUCAGGGCUUGGGACCUGGUGAGGUAUCGAAACUUCAGGACUUUUACCGCGCCGGCGCGCUUAUCCUUCUCUUGCCUAGCAGUGGAUCCGAGUGGUGAAGUGGUUGCUGCUGGCUCACUGGACUCCUUUGAUAUUCACAUCUGGUCCGUUCAGACUGGUCAACUGCUCGAUCAGUUGGCUGGACACGAAGGGCCGGUCUCUGCUCUUGCAUUUACACCCGAUGGUGGUCUGCUAGUCAGUGGAAGCUGGGAUUAUACCGCUAGAAUGUGGUCGAUCUUCGGACGCACUCAAACCAGCGAACCUCUUCAAUUACAAGCAAAUGUGUUGGGCAUUGCGGUUCGGCCGGACUCUGCACAGCUGGCCAUCUCCACGCUUGACGGGCAGCUCACAUUCUGGUCUAUAGCGGAAGGCGAGCAGGUGUCCGGGCUCGAUGGCAGGCGCGAUGUAUCGGGUGGCCGAAAGGUUAGCGAUCGCAGGACCGCUGCCAACGUACCUGGCACCAAGAGCUUUGGCACCAUCAGAUACAGCACCGACGGGAGCUGCCUUUUAGCCGGGGGCAGCAGCAAGUACAUAUGUCUGUACUCUGUCAGCACGAUGGUACUUCUGAAGAAAUUCACCGUCAGCGUCAACCUCUCGCUAUCAGGGACACAAGAAUUCCUGAACAGCAAGCAGCUCACUGAGGCUGGACCGGAAGGUCUUCUUGAUGAUGAAGGGGACAACUCGGAUCGUGAAGCUCGACAAGACAAGUCCUUGCCGGGUACAAAACGAGGCGUCGACCCAUCAGAGAGGCAAAAGUUACCCGAAGUCAAAGUAUCUGGUGUCGGCUUUUCGCCAGCUGGCACAUCCUUCUGUGCCGCAUCAACUGAGGGUCUUCUGAUUUACAGCUUGGACAACGAUCUUCAGUUCGACCCGUUCGAUCUGAACAUGGAAAUAACGCCAGCCUCGACGCUUGCGGUACUCGAGACCGAGAAAGACUACCUAAAGGCGCUUGUCAUGGCAUUUCGCCUCAACGAAGCAGGCUUGAUCAAGCGAGUAUUCCAGGCAAUACCAUACACCGAUAUCCCCCUGGUUGUAGAGCAAUUCCCCACGGUGUACGUGGCCCGACUGUUGCGAUUCGUGGCUGCGCAAACCGAGGAAUCUCCUCAUUUCGAGUUCUGCCUACUCUGGAUCAAGGCUCUUGUGGAUAAGCAUGGAUCGUGGCUGACAGCGAACCGGGGCAAAGUUGACGUCGAGCUCCGGGUCGUAGCAAGAGCCAUCGCCCGGAUGCAGAACGAGAUCAGACGGUUAGCGGACGAGAAUGUCUACAUGGUGGACUAUCUCCUCGGCCAGGCCGAGACUAAGAACGCAAGCACUGACGACAAAGGUCUUCUUACAAAUGGUGACGAUACUCCAAUGAAAAUGCUAGCGUCUGGGGAGGAGGGAGUAGGUGAAAGGGUAGAUUCGGAUGAAGAAUCAGACGGGGAAUGGAUUGGCCUGGGUUGA